AUGUCAAAACAAGAAACACUCGACUCCAAGCUAUCCAACCGCGCAGAGCUACAAGAACUUGUAGACAGAAACAUCAUCAAAGAUCCUUCAAGGUUUGCUCCUGCUAUUCAAAAACAAGUGGAUGAUCUUGCUCGACGCCAAAUUGAAGACAACCUUCGCCACAAAAUUGAUAAUCGACCAACACGUGAUGAGUUGGUUGAAAACAAUAUCCUCAAAGAUUCUAGUGUGGCACCUGCAUUACAGCAAUCUCAGGCUGCUCUCGAAAAGAGCCAGUUGCAAGAUAAAAUGGAGCACAAGAUUCAUGACCGACCUGAUCCCGCUCUUUUAGUAGAGCAUGGUAUUUUGAAAGGAGACGAUAUCCCUUGA
Molecule: messenger RNA, 366 nt
Organism: Phycomyces blakesleeanus NRRL 1555(-)
Lineage: Eukaryota; Fungi; Mucoromycota; Mucoromycetes; Mucorales; Phycomycetaceae
Exons: 5
Coding region: 1-366 (121 amino acids)
Source: RefSeq, a predicted model, not a curated record